This is a messenger RNA of Lytechinus variegatus (green sea urchin), 1314 nucleotides long. RefSeq names its product complement C1q tumor necrosis factor-related protein 4-like. Bases 473 to 991 code for a protein of 172 amino acids. The transcript has 3 exons. Gene Ontology annotation, molecular function: protein binding. The record is from RefSeq and is a predicted model, not a curated record. NCBI's taxonomy places the organism in Eukaryota, Metazoa, Echinodermata, Echinoidea, Temnopleuroida, Toxopneustidae.
GAUAAUACUCUUUGUACUGCCCCGCCCCGUCACAUCUGUGAUACCAUCUCCAGUCCGACAAACGUUUAUACGUUAUGACCAAUCCGACAGUUCUAUCUGUCACUUUGAGUUGGUUUCGUUGAUGUGACUGUGGCACAAGAUUGAUAACAACUUUAAAGUUGGAGAGAUAUAGGUUACACUCGGACAAUAUCCUUCGGUAUACUGAUAUUUUGGGAUUUCACACGUUGGACGUGUAAUUAAGAACAUCCGGAAACUAGAAGAGGGCUCCAUGCAUUAUAUAUUGUUCAUUGACAUCAGCCCCCACAACUUAUACUCCUCUGAAACAUUGCAUGGUGCCUUUGACGUUGGAGCUCUUCAUUGUAUUGGUAUAUACGCUCAGUUGAAUGCAGGCUCAAAAACAGCCCGAACUAUUGACGGGAUAUACUAUCGCAUUUUAUAGCAAAGUGAAAAUAAUCCGUUGGGAGUUUCUUCAAUGUGGGCCAGUUUGCUCUCGAGUAUGGGUUUGGGAUCAUCUGCAGUCGACCAAGGCUCCGGGCUAGAGGCGGGUGACUCCUCUUCUGGGGACACCCCUGGGGACACCGCGAGAAGGGCUCAUUUUUCAGUUGCCUUCACGACGCUGCUGGAGGGCGAUGUUCAGGCCCAGCGAAUCCCGUUUGAUCGGGUUCUCUCCCAGAGUUCAGAAGACACCUAUGACACAAAUAAUAACGAAUUUACUUGUACCAUACCAGGAGCAUACUUCUUUACUUUCACCAUCCACCCACAGGAGGACAAGGCGGCCUCGGUCUCGCUGAUGAAGAACGAUGAUGGACAGGUGAUGCUCUUGGCAGCGAGGAAGAAACGAAUAUCAAACAGCGUGUGCUCGCAGUCCGCCAUCUUGGAUCUCGCAGAAGGAGACAAGGUGUGGCUCCAGCUGAAUUCAGGGCGGGAGUACGGGAUCAGGAGCCAUCCCGGACAACCCUUGGUGACCUUCUCGGGGAUCCUUGUCAAGUAGAACACUAUUAUUGGUCUGCAUGGUGUCACACGUAGGCCUAUAGCAAAUUUUGCUUUAUGGAUCAUACAAAACAACGCUUGUUUUACUUGUAUGGGCAUGCCUAAUUAUUUCUCUAUGCAAUAUGCAGUAAAAUUGAUAAAACAACGCACCCAAAACAAGUGUUAAAAUUAUUAAUACUUCAUCCUUUUCAUCAUCGAAUAGCCUUAAUUACUCGAUGAUAUAGAGUGUGUUUUAUUUAUUUCUUUUAUUAAUCUGUAUGCGGACUGUAUGCAUAUACUCCAAAACUUGGCUGCAGCCAGUGGCGGCGGAAGCCAAAAAAAAAA